Messenger RNA from Rhineura floridana, 1714 nucleotides. RefSeq names its product mitochondrial methionyl-tRNA formyltransferase (gene MTFMT). Gene Ontology annotation, molecular function: methionyl-tRNA formyltransferase activity. The transcript is spliced from 9 exons. Gene Ontology annotation, cellular component: mitochondrion. The record is from RefSeq and is a predicted model, not a curated record. The coding region runs from base 163 to 1296 and encodes 377 amino acids. NCBI's taxonomy places the organism in Eukaryota, Metazoa, Chordata, Lepidosauria, Squamata, Rhineuridae. Gene Ontology annotation, biological process: biosynthetic process; conversion of methionyl-tRNA to N-formyl-methionyl-tRNA.
UUGUCGCCCCGCCCCUAUUCGCGCCACGCCCAGCGCCUCGCAAGAGGUGUCGCGCGGUCCUACGUCAUCCACACCGCGACGCCGGAGAGUGAAGUCAGGCGGAGGAGUUCGUUGCCGGAAGUGGGGCGGCGGCAGCUUGUGGGGGCUGCCGGCGGAAGGGCAAUGAGGGGCCUGAUCCUGCGGGCCUGGCGGGGAGGGUGGUGUCGUGGGCGGGGCCAUGCUACGGGAGCCGGGGACGCUCAGAGGCGAGAGAAGCCGCCGUGGCGCGUCUUGUUCUUUGGCACGGACAGCUUCGCGGCAGAGAUCCUUCGAGCGCUCCAGACCGCCCGAGAGCCCAGGUCAGAUCUGCUUCUGGACCACCUGGAGGUGGUAACCCUGCAGUCCCAGCUGUCAAAGGGCCUCCCUGUGAACAACUACGCAGAGCAGCUGCAGCUUCCCAUCCACCUCUGGCCAGAUGUAGGUCCAUGUGAGGACUUUGACGUUGGUGUGGUGGCAUCGUUUGGGCGCCUGCUCAGUGAGGACCUCAUCCUGAAGUUCCCAUAUGGUGUGCUGAAUAUCCAUCCCAGCUGUCUUCCAAGGUGGCGAGGCCCAGCACCUAUAAUCCACACAGUCCUCCAUGGAGAUACAGUCACUGGGGUGACAAUUAUGCAAAUCAAGCCUAAGAGGUUUGAUGUAGGUCCAAUUAUCAAGCAGGAAACGUUUCCAGUUCCAGUCCAUUGCUCAGCAAAAGAGUUGGAAUCUAUAUUAUCCAAACUGGGUGCAAAGAUGCUCAUUGCUGUGCUGCAAAACUUGCCUGAAAGUUUAAGGAACAAGAGAGAGCAACCAAAGGAAGGAGUAACAUUUGCUCCUAAAGUCACUGUUGCAGCGAGUUGCAUCCGGUGGGAAGAACAAGCACCUGAGCAGAUACUAAGGCUGUAUCGUGCGUUGGGGACAAUGAUGCCCCUGCAAACACUCUGGAUGGGUACUAUUGUAAAACUAUUGGAUUUUGUGGAAGUGGAAACAUUACCUGACCACAAUGAUAGGUUACCAACUGAAAACAGCACCAUCCCAGGAUCGGUGUCCUAUCAUAAGCAGUCGCAGACAUUGAUGAUCCGUUGCAAGGAAGGUUGGGUUGGAGUCAAAGCCAUGGUACUUAAGAAGAAGCUGACAGCUGCUGACUUCUACAAUGGAUACUUGCAUCCUUGGUUUCAGCAGAAUUCCAAAACGCCUCCUGGACAGUGCAGGUUUCAAACCCUGAAGCUGGCCACAGCCAAGAAUGGUCCCAAAGGAAGGGUGUUGCCGGCUCACAGCACAUAGCAGUGACAAGGCCCGGUAGACAGUCCAAAACAACCGGGUGCUCAUUUAUGACAGCAGGGUUGGAAACGUCUCGUAUCAUAUCAUCUCUGCACCAACAAUGUAGUCUUUGUCUCUCUGCACAGCCAUCAACUGAAACAGGGAUGGAAGGAACAGAAAUACGAUAAGAGGUCGUGAAACGUGCUUGCUGCUCCGAGCUAGGUCUCCCAAAGGGCUUCAAGCUACCAGGUAACCCCGGACCAUGUGUCCAUCCUCAGUACCUGGAACCCUGAAAUAAUAAUUGCAUCCUUGCAAGAGGGAUUUACGGGCCACCUUAGAUUGUCAAUUUUUGUACGUAAAAGUGCAGGUUUGUGAAGUGAACCAAGGCAGUGAUGGCACACUUGAAUGUAUUAUUGAACAAUAAAUUAUUUUUGUACAUGAA